AUGAGCCCGCUGGAUCCAGCAGCUCGGUAUCGACGCUCGGAGACUCAAGGGAAGAAGGGGAAGAACGUCUGCGACCCCAAUUCUCCUUUGAGGGAGGCACUCGCGGCCCUUACCAUGGCGAUGACGAUGAAGAAGAAGGGUACCUGCUCCAAAGAGUCCAGACAGCACAGACUGCCACAAGUUGCCCGCGGGAUAAUCUAUCGGCUUCUCAUCCUCGGAGGUCUCCAAGACUUCAGUGCGUCUACACGCUCGGAGAAUGAGUCCAGCGACGCCAAUGUCUAUGACAAAGUGCCUACGUUUUAUGGGUAUCACGAAGGAGAGUCCGACUCACUGGCUGUACAGCUCGGUCCACUACUUGGUGUCGUCCUUGCUUCCAUCUUCGGGGCUAUCCACUGCAUCGCCUGGUCUUCACCGAGGCCAACGACUUUGGAGACGCAGUUGUGGCGUAUCCUUAGCCUCAUUGUUACCUUUGCCCCAUUGCUCUUUGUUGUUGCUUUCGUCCUCAUCUCGAUGCCCAGGAGCUACUCAGGGCUUAUUCCGACUUCAUUCGGUCUCUUCCAGGGACGCUUCCUGACCCCGAUAGCUGUCCCGGUUUACAUUGCCGCCCGCUGUAUGUUGCUUGGUCUAGCUCUGGCACAACUCCGAGAACUUCCUCCUCGUGCGCACGAGACAGUGGAGUGGUCGAGGUUCUUGCCCCAUAUCCAAUGA
Messenger RNA from Coprinopsis cinerea okayama7#130, 708 nucleotides. RefSeq lists its product as hypothetical. The record is from RefSeq and is a predicted model, not a curated record. The coding region runs from base 1 to 708 and encodes 235 amino acids. NCBI's taxonomy places the organism in Eukaryota, Fungi, Basidiomycota, Agaricomycetes, Agaricales, Psathyrellaceae. The transcript is spliced from 2 exons.